This is a messenger RNA of Calliphora vicina (urban bluebottle blowfly), 2904 nucleotides long. Its product is annotated as ichor. The record is from RefSeq and is a predicted model, not a curated record. The coding region runs from base 84 to 2864 and encodes 926 amino acids. The transcript has 4 exons. NCBI's taxonomy places the organism in Eukaryota, Metazoa, Arthropoda, Insecta, Diptera, Calliphoridae.
UAACAAAUCCCCAUUUUACUGUUGGAAAAACUCUCGCAACUUUAAAUUAUAAUUAAGUGUGUAUUGCAACUACACCUGCCUAAAUGAUUGGCACCGAUGAAAUGUCAUCCACUGGCAUGGAUAUUAGUGAAUCCUUUCGUCCGGAGGAUAUAUCGAAAACAGAUUUUUUCGAUUUUGUCACAGCCCCCGAUAUGGGUAUUGGCCUAGGGGUCAAUGUUAAUUUACAUCAUAGUCAUCACUCUCAUCAGCAUCAUCAUCACCAUCAUCAUACGCAGCAUCAUACACAACAGCAGCAACCACAACCUGCUCUCUCAAUGACACAACAACAGCAGCAACAACAUCAUCACAACAAUAAUAAUAAUAAUAAUACUCAUCCGCAUCAUGGGUCUCAACACCAACAUCAACACAGUACUACCACAGAUCGAACAAUGACUCAUGAUGGCGGUGGUGGCGGUGGUGGUAACGGUGGCAAUGUUAGUAUAGGUACUAGUGGUGACAGUCAUAAUGAUGCUAGUGGUUUAAGUGAUGGUAGUUCGGCGAGUACAACAGAUCCAACAUUACAUGGUUAUGAGUUUUGGUCUACUACUGACAAGGAGCACACUUCUACCAUCUUUGAAGAUUUAGAUCGUUACUGCUGGCAGCAACAAUCAAACACCACUGCCUCUACAAAUAACUCCUCAGCCACUGUAAUGCAUCAUUCAACACCUGCCAAUACAUUAAAUCCUUUACACACCAGCACUGUGAAUCCUACAUCGCCGCAUAAUCAUCACUCGCCUGCCCCAUCCGUAACCACACCCACAUCAUUGACCUCAACACCCGUGCCACAGACACAACUGAAUAGUGAUGGUACCAUCUCCAAUAUCAUCUCUACCGAUGGCCAAAUUUAUACACUGACAGUAUUAAAUGGUAAUGAACCAUGGUUGAAACGAGAUUCAGAUGCCCAUCUUAAUAGUGCCCUGGAUUUGGACAGUCUAUUGGGCACAUUUCCGGGUUAUAUUAAAUCUGAAUAUCCUUAUGAUGAUAGUGGUUUCAGUACGGACGGCUGUAAGGAUGUGAAUAGUGAGGCCUCCAAUGUUAUGAACAGCAGUAGUAGUGGUGGUGGUGGAGGCGGAGUAAUUGCCAACAAUCAACGUUUACCUUCCUUGCUUAACACAAUUUCGGUAACGAGUAGCGGGGCAGGAGGUGGUGUUGGCGGUAAUGUCUCAAAUGCAUCGGACAGUGUUUCAACAGCUUUAAGUAUUGGCCAGCAAUUGGAUCAGUUUCAUAAUAACAAUAAUGAUUGGCAUAUGACGGAUCAUAAUAAUGAACAGAAUUCCGCCGAAUCUCUAUUACGUAGUGCCCUACAAGGUAAAGGUUAUUCCAAAGGUCUACACAUGCACAAUGGUAUUACAUUAAUGUCAACAUCACCCACAGUCAAAGACGAAGAUAUGCGGAGAAUAUUGUUUCCGGUCGAUACCGACGGCUUAAAUUUCUCCGAUACUUCACUAACUGCUGCACAAAUUUUCGAUGAUACUCAAUCAGCCAAUGGUCAUAACCCGCACAUGGUUGUGCCACACUCACCCGUCACAAAUGGUCCCCUAACGCCAGUCACAAAUAAUCCAAAUAACAAUAAUAACAACAGCAGCAAUCCAGCGGCCAGCCUUAUAGUUGACGACAUGUUCCUAACAUUAGAAAAUGCCUUCAGUGAUGAUUUUGAGAAAAUCAAACAGUUUUGUACAGCAGGAUCUAAUACAAAUGACUAUGGCGCAAAUGAGGUGAUGAUGCAAAUUUCACCAAAUGUUAAUGGAACAACGGCAUCCACAGCUACUAACCCGGGCAGCAUACCAGCGGUGACAACGUGUAAUCAGCCAAUGCUUACAAGUCUGCAUGGUGCAGCAAUAACCUCGACACCAAAUAAUGCCUGUAGACUGUCGACACCAGUAGGCGGUAUGGCAGCAGCAACAAUACCAACACAACAACAACAACACCAACAGCAGCAGCAACAACAACCACCACCUCAGCCAUUGAAACCGGAAGUGACCACUUCAACACAGCGCAUUGUGUCAACAGCGAAAGUAACGAAGAAAUACAAACGUACAUUAACAACAGCUCAUCACAAUAACAACAACAAUCCAAAUGUCAUUAAUCACAAUAACAACAACAACACAACAACUACUAACAAAGGAUCCUCAAACACCAUGACACUAACAAAUGGUCAAAAUCGUAAUGGCAAUAAUUCAAGCAGUGGCAGCAGCACCAACAGCAGCAACAGUCCCACCCAUUGUAAUGGCAUGAUGGCUGCAGGUGUUGGUGGUGGGGUCAUAGGUGGUAACACCGCUACCACCAACUCAGCCAACACUUCUUCGACCACCUCCUCCUCAUCGUCAUCUUCAUCAUCCGCGCCAGGACAACGUAAAGAACGUUCUCUGCACUACUGUUCCAUAUGUUCGAAAGGUUUCAAGGACAAAUAUUCUGUUAAUGUACACAUACGCACUCACACAGGUGAGAAACCGUUCGCCUGCACUUUGUGCGGCAAAAGUUUUCGUCAAAAGGCCCAUUUGGCCAAACACUACCAGACCCAUAUGGCCCAGAAAAAUAACGGCAAUUUGGUAAAGGGUAGCUCCAGCAAACAUCACCGUUCCUCAAAUGCACAAAACCUAAAUACAUCCGCUAUGGCUGCACACAAUCAUCCGCGAUCUUUGAGUCUAGCAACCACACCAAUCACACCCUCAUCGAUGGCCGGCUCUAAUGUGGGUGGUUUAGUCAGUGGCAUUUUGUCGUCCAGUGGUCUACCACCUCUGGGUGUUCCUGUCUCCGCCUCAUCGGCUCCUACAACGCCCACUACAAUACUGCCUCCGGCCAAUGGUUUGCUGGCUAACAGGUAGAAUUUAUUAGCCUUUAUUUUAUUUUUCUACUAAGUGUACU